Lobosporangium transversale is the source of this 1002-nucleotide messenger RNA. RefSeq lists its product as hypothetical. Lineage: Eukaryota; Fungi; Mortierellomycota; Mortierellomycetes; Mortierellales; Mortierellaceae. The coding region runs from base 1 to 1002 and encodes 333 amino acids. The transcript has a single exon. The record is from RefSeq and is a predicted model, not a curated record.
AUGAUCAAAUUUGUGGACCUCGAGCCAUCGAUUGCUGCUACUCCCCAAAGACGCUCCAACCCCUAUGGUGGAGGGUCCGUAAUCGGUACUCCGGACAUGUCCUCGUCCGCACGGUCGAAGGGUCUCUGGAGCAAUGGAGGAAGGUUCAGUGCGACGACUACACCCCUGCACCACCCUGCAUAUCAGUUUCAACAACAGCAACUUCAACGUCAGAUGUCUGGCGGGGGAGCAUCCAAGAGAUAUAGCGGAGGAAGCACCAUAUCUAGUGGCAGCAUAGUCGACGAUUACUUUGCCCGUUCCUUUUCGAUGGAGCAGAACGGUAAUGUUGCGGCCCCAGCUGCGCCCAUUGGCCUGGGAUUGACAGGGAUCGAUAGACCAGUCGAGCAGAGCUCGAUGGAGCGAUUCCUUUCUACUUCACCAAUGAACACUCCACCGGCACCAACUCUAGGACCAUCAUCAACAACAUCAUCAUCGUUCCCCUAUAACUCGGGCCCAGCAGCUUCACCAUUGCCAUUCAUCUCCUCACCGUCAUACCAUCAACAGCAAUUCUACAUGCGCUCGCCUCUCUCGACUCCUUCUUCUGCCACCUUCUUCCCAGCUGGAGUGAUGAUGGAGCCUAACCAGGGUUUCCACAGCCAUCAUCAUCCUCAGCGAUACCUGCACCAUCGAAGCAGUCUUCAGAGUCUCCGUAGCAGCAGCAACGGCAGUGUCAGCAGUGGUCGACUCAGCCGUGCAGCCACAGUCACACCCACGCCCACACCAGCGACGCCUCCCCCACCCAUGGGACCUUUGCCUCCGCUUCCCAAGAACCCGACGUGCACGUAUCGUGAGCACACGAAGCAGAAGCUGCUUGAUUUCAACAGGCGUCCAACCCAUGCUCGAACCAACAGCCAUGGGUUCGUGAUUGAGAAUGUAGGCCAGUUUUUGAAGAAGAAAUCCUAUAGCAAGGCCUUGACUCGAGAUUAUAUGAGCCGAGGUCAUCGCCGUAGGGGCUCUAUGUAG